Messenger RNA from Sorex fumeus (smoky shrew), 2604 nucleotides. It is a transcript of the gene SLC26A9, whose product is annotated as solute carrier family 26 member 9. The record is from RefSeq and is a predicted model, not a curated record. Gene Ontology annotation, biological process: transmembrane transport. Gene Ontology annotation, cellular component: membrane. The transcript has 20 exons. Lineage: Eukaryota; Metazoa; Chordata; Mammalia; Eulipotyphla; Soricidae. Gene Ontology annotation, molecular function: chloride transmembrane transporter activity; oxalate transmembrane transporter activity; bicarbonate transmembrane transporter activity. The coding region runs from base 1 to 2376 and encodes 791 amino acids.
AUGAGCCAGCCCAGGCCCCGCUACGUGGUGGACAGAGCCGCAUACUCCCUCACCCUCUUCGACGAGGAGUUUGAGAAGAAGGAGCGGACGUACCCACUGGGAGAGAAACUUCGUAAUGCCUGCAGAUGUUCCUCCGCCAAGAUCAAAACCACGGUGCUGGGGCUGCUGCCGGUGCUCUCCUGGCUCCCCAAGUACAAGAUCAAAGACUACAUCGUCCCGGACCUGCUCGGGGGACUCAGCGGGGGCUCCAUCCAGGUCCCACAAGGCAUGGCGUUUGCUCUGCUGGCCAACCUUCCUGCAGUCAACGGCCUCUACUCCUCUUUCUUCCCCCUCCUGACCUACUUCUUCCUGGGGGGUAUCCACCAGAUGGUGCCAGGUACCUUUGCCGUUAUCAGCAUCCUGGUGGGUAACAUCUGUCUGCAGCUGGCCCCAGAGUCGAAAUUUCAGCUCUUCAACAAUGUCACCAACAAGAGCUACGUGGACACUGCGGCCAUGGAUGCAGAGCGGCUGCAUGUGUCUGCGACGCUGGCAUGCCUGACAGCUGUCAUUCAGAUGGGCCUGGGCCUGGUGCAGUUCGGCUUUGUGGCCAUCUACCUCUCUGAGUCCUUCAUCCGGGGAUUCAUGACAGCAGCCGGUCUGCAGAUCCUGAUCUCGGUGCUCAAGUACAUCUUCGGACUGACCGUCCCUUCCUACACAGGCCCAGGAUCCAUCGUCCUUACCUUCAUUGACAUCUGCAAAGGCCUCCCGCACACCAACGUGGCUUCACUCAUCUUCGCGCUCAUCAGCGGUGUGUUCCUGGUGCUGGUGAAAGAACUGAACGCACGCUUCAUGCACAAGAUCCGCUUCCCCAUCCCUACGGAGAUGAUCGUGGUGAUAGUGGCCACAGCCGUCUCUGGGGGUUGUCAGAUGUACAAAAAGUACCACAUGCAGGUCGUGGGAGAGAUCCAGCCUGGCUUCCCCACCCCCGUGUGGCCCGUGGUCCAGCAGUGGAAGGACAUGAUUGGCACCGCCUUCUCGUUGGCCAUCGUGGGCUAUGUCAUCAACCUGGCCAUGGGUCGCACCCUGGCCAACAAGCAUGGCUACGACGUGGACCCAAAUCAGGAGAUGAUUGCACUGGGCUGCAGCAACUUCUUCGGCUCCUUCUUUAAAAUCCACGUGAUCUGCUGUGCCCUGUCGGUCACUCUGGCUGUGGACGGGGCAGGAGGGAAGUCACAGGUGGCCAGCCUGUGCGUGUCCCUGGUGGUGAUGGUCACCAUGCUGGUGCUGGGGUCCUACCUCUACCCUCUCCCCAAGUCGGUGCUAGGAGCGCUCAUCGCCGUCAACCUCAAGAACUCCCUCAAACAACUGGCUGACCCCUUCUACCUGUGGAGGAGGAGCAAGCUGGACUGUUGUGUCUGGAUGGUGAGCUUCCUCUCCUCCUUCUUCCUGAGUCUGCCGUAUGGUGUGGCUGUGGGCGUCGCCUUCUCUGUCCUGGUUGUGGUCUUCCAGACCCAGUUUCGAAACGGCUAUGCUCUGGCCCAGGUCCUGGAUACGGACAUUUAUGUGAACCCCAAAACCUACAACAGGGUCCAGGAAAUAGAAGGGAUUAAAAUUGUCACUUACUGCUCCCCUCUCUACUUUGCCAACUCAGAGAUCUUCAAGCAAAAGGUCAUUGCCAAGACAGGGCUGGACCCCCAGAAGGUUUUGCUGGCCAAGCAGAAGUACCUGAAGAAACAGGAGAGGGCCAGAGUGAUGCCCUCCCAGCGGAGGAAGUCUUUGUUCAUGAAAACCAAGACUGUGUCUCUGCAGGAGCUGCAGCAAGACUUCGAGAACGCCACCCCCACAGACCCCAACAACAACCAGACCCCUGCCAAUGGCACCAACGUGUCCUACAUCACCCUCAGCCCCGACAGCUCCCCGGCUGCUCGUUGCGAGGCCCCGGCCCCUGCUGAGGCCCCGACGGAGCCCACAGACCUGCUGGCCAGCGUCCCACCCUUCGUCACCUUCCACACCCUCAUCCUCGACUUGAGCGGGGUCAGCUUUGUGGACCUGAUGGGCAUCAAAGCCCUGGCCAAGCUGAGCUCCACUUAUGGGAAGAUUGGGGUGAAGGUCUUCCUGGUGAACAUUCAUGCCCAGGUGUACAAGGACAUCAGCCACGGAGGCGUCUUUGAGGACGGGUGCCUGGAGCACCAGCACGUCUUCCCCAGCAUCCACGAUGCGGUUCUCUUCGCCCAGGCCAGCCCCAGAGGAGCAGCCCAGAGGCAGGGCUUCCCCGAGGCUCCAGAGGACCCCGAGCUCUCCUUGUACGACUCCGAAGACCAGAGUCCUGCCUACUGGGACCUAGAGCAGGACAUGUUUGGGAGCAUGUUUCAUGCAGAGACCCUGACCGCCCUGUGAGGACCCAGUCGGGCCCCAUGUUACCCCCAGAGCACCAGCCACCUUGAACUUCCAGAAAGGAGGAGCCUGGACAUGCAUGAAGAGGACAUAGAGCCCAGGACUCCUCUCUCUGUCUUCUCCGAGGCCCUCUUCCCCGCUGCCCACAUUUCUGGAGCCAGCGCAAUUGCCCUGUACCUACUUACUGGCCCUCCUGCCUUGCUCAGUGACCCCAGCCGUGAAGAACCAGAG